AGUCCAUAACCACCAUAAUAAUAAAUUAAUAAGUUGGUGGGUACUGAACCAGCAACCACAAACCACUUUCGGCUACCGGUGGAUGCCAGAGCUGCUCCCACAGCCACACCUCAAGAUUCUCCUUCUCCUUCUUCUACUUCCAAAAGCCACAUACUUUUCUCAUCUUCCCAUUUUACCCUCAGAUUCCCUCCAAAUUUUCUUCCCUCUACCCCUCCCUGAUUCCAUUUAUUUACAUAAACCAAACCAAAACAAACACUACAACAUAACACAACACAAAGAUGCUGUCUAAACUGGUAUCUGGUCCAAGGAAGAAGAAAUCUGGCACUGUCCCAGUUCACCUCAACGUGUAUGAUCUCACCCCUAUCAAUGGCUACGCCUAUUGGCUUGGCCUUGGUGUCUACCAUUCAGGUGUUCAAGUUCAUGGUGUUGAAUAUGGAUUUGGAGCACAUGAGCAUGAAACGACGGGGAUUUUUGAAGUGCAGCCGAAAAACUGUCCAGGGUUUACUUUCAGGAAAUCAAUUUUGAUAGGUACUACGGAUCUAGGACCGAGUGAGGUUCGGGAAUUCAUGGAGAAGCUAGCUCAAGAGUACUCCGGGAACACCUAUCAUCUCAUCUCGAAGAAUUGCAACCACUUCUGUGCUGAUGUUUGUCUCAAAUUAACAGGGAAAUCGAUUCCUCGAUGGGUUAAUCGACUCGCUCGACUUGGUCUUCUCUGCAAUUGUGUUCUUCCCACCGGCCUAAACGACGCAAAGGUUAGCCAAGUUACAUCAGAAAGUGUUCAGGAAGGAGAAAAGAAGAAAGUAAGAAGUCAGUCUAGCAGGUAUGAGGCUUCCUCCGAUCCUGCGUUGUCAUCUCGCCCUCGAAGUUCAGCAAUUAAAAGUAGUAGCCAGAGAUAUUGCCGGCCUUCACCUUCAUCUGUGAUUAAUGCUUCUUCAACAUCAACAUUAACAGUAAAGUAAAGCUUUAACUGGCUCUGAAAUAUAGUGUUUGUAAACUUUUGUAACUGUAAACAACCUAUGACGAGCAGGAAAGAAAUUUUUUCAUUUGCUCCAUCUUUCUGUCCUGCUGUAUAUCGUCCAUAUUAUGGCAAUGGUUUGCAAGAGUUGCUGUGUUGUCCUAGUUUUUAAAAUGCUCUGUUUCUUCAGUGAAUGGAAAAAGUCCUUUAUUUCUACAA
Molecule: messenger RNA, 1174 nt
Organism: Lotus japonicus
Lineage: Eukaryota; Viridiplantae; Streptophyta; Magnoliopsida; Fabales; Fabaceae
Product: deSI-like protein At4g17486
Exons: 3
Coding region: 279-959 (226 amino acids)
Biological process (GO): protein deubiquitination
Molecular function (GO): deubiquitinase activity
Source: RefSeq, a predicted model, not a curated record